GCACCAGCAAGAUCACAGCGACGGGGAGCCGAGGCAAGAAAUAAACCGGCCUCGAUUGAGGGACGAACACACACUCGUCUCCUCUUUUUCCUUCAUUAUUUUUUUUCAACAGACCACCAUUUUCCAUGCGGGUCCAGUUGACCCAUGAUGAGCUUGGAUUAAUCGCUGCUUGGGAUGCAUAAUCAAUGCCAGCAGUGUCCUCUUAUAUCGACCAAUCUAGAUUUCGACCCUCUAUGCUACAACACGCGGGCCGGUUCAAUUUAUCGCGCCACGAAAACGAUGGCGCUUCGGUCAUUUUUCUUUUCUUUUUAAAAAGGAGUAUUGGACUUUUAUCGGCGCCGCUCCGGGUCCCCCUUGUGGAGAAGGGAAGGGGGAUUCAUGAUACCCAGACUUUGGAACACAUUUUGCACUUUCCGCCACGAUCCACAUGCAAUAUUUGUUUGUUCUCUUUUUCUUUUCUCUAUCCUUGUUUACGAGCGCAUGACGUUCGUGCAAGUGCGACAUUCACUGUACAUUAUCCUUCAACGCUUGGGAUUCCGAGCAACGUUUAUGAGCGCCAACACCUUUGUGGCAGCAUUGUCAUUGCAUGGGGCGUCUUGUUUGCGAAUUCUUUCAUUGUUUUGUUUUCUUACAAUUCUCGGCUUCUCUUUUUUUUGGCAGUUCUUUUUUUUUCUACAAUUUACAGGCGCUCACCGUACCUGGAUCGGGGAUCAUAGUGAGCAUAUCUAUCAGGCGUUCAAUGGGGCAAGUUCUGCUCAGGGGUCUUGGAUUUUAUUUUGCAUGAAGCAGCGUAGACGGACGGGUAUAG
This is a messenger RNA of Trichoderma harzianum CBS 226.95, 808 nucleotides long. RefSeq lists its product as hypothetical. Bases 186 to 716 code for a protein of 176 amino acids. Lineage: Eukaryota; Fungi; Ascomycota; Sordariomycetes; Hypocreales; Hypocreaceae. The record is from RefSeq and is a predicted model, not a curated record. The transcript has a single exon.